Messenger RNA from Aplysia californica (California sea hare), 248 nucleotides. RefSeq names its product alpha-(1,3)-fucosyltransferase C. The record is from RefSeq and is a predicted model, not a curated record. Lineage: Eukaryota; Metazoa; Mollusca; Gastropoda; Aplysiida; Aplysiidae. Gene Ontology annotation, molecular function: alpha-(1->3)-fucosyltransferase activity. Gene Ontology annotation, cellular component: membrane.
GUUUUACCUGUCCUUCGAGAACUCUUUCUGCCAGAGCUAUGUGUCUGAGAAGUAUUUCAAGCUGUUUGAAAACGUGGAUGUCAUCCCUGUAGUGCGAGGAGGGCUGGACUAUAAGCGAUACCUGGCCAGGGGCUCCUUCAUUGAUGCCUCGGACUUUCAGAGUGCUCAAGACUUGGCGAGAUAUCUUCUGUACCUGAGCAAACACCGGAAGAGAUACACCCGCAUGCUGGAGCUCAAGGAUAGGUGAG